AUUUGUAAGAUGUUUAAGCCUGUGAUGGAAGACAUUAUUGACUGUUGUGUGAAUAUUGCCCAGAAAUAUUAAAGCAGAAGCACACAUUUUAGAGUGUGGGGAGGUGUGACACCCCCACCCCAUCUUUUACCAAAUAUGUCUUAAAAGUCGGUCUCAAAAUGUGUAUGGGGCAUCAAAAAGACGGUCUGACUAAAAUUUGAAAUACGGUAACGUUUUGUAUGGAAAACGGCGAACAGAUGUGUCUUUUGUUUUGAGAAUGGAAAUUACAUAAAACAACGAAAAUUGUUUACAACUGUUUAGGUCAAACAUAGAUAUUAAUCAUGUCAUACUAGCACCGAAAAAUAAACUUUCGUGCCGCAACAGUCAAUCACAACUAUCAGAUUACACCUAGUCAUCAAGGCAGCCUUGGAAAUAUUUAGUUCUCUUUCAAAAAAUGUUUUGGGUUAUUUAUAGUUCAGACAUUGACGAAUGUUUGUAUGUAUCUGCCAAAGUAUGUCACACAAAUGCAAGUUGUAUUAAUACGAAUGGUUCAUACAACUGCACGUGUCUCACUGGGUAUUCAGGAAACGGAAAGAAUUGUUCUGACAUUAACGAAUGUUCAAAUGUAUCUGCCAAAGUAAAGUCACACAAAUGCAAGUGGCAACACUACGAAUUAAUGGUUCAUACAACUGCACGUGUCUCUCUGGAUAUUCAGGAAACGGAACGAACUGCACAGACAUGGACGAAUGUUCUAAUGUAUCAGCUAGUGUGACGAAAACGAAAUAUGUACAAAC
Molecule: messenger RNA, 773 nt
Organism: Dendronephthya gigantea
Lineage: Eukaryota; Metazoa; Cnidaria; Anthozoa; Malacalcyonacea; Nephtheidae
Product: adhesion G protein-coupled receptor E2-like
Exons: 4
Coding region: 434-751 (105 amino acids)
Molecular function (GO): calcium ion binding
Source: RefSeq, a predicted model, not a curated record